AUGGGAUCAGAAAGGAUUGCCCUUCCUGCAAUGAAAUCUGCGCUUGUUCCGUUCCGCCCAGCUGAAAAUGUGACGCCUGCGCUGUCUAGAGCCAGCCAGAUCGACGACCCGAUUGAGACCACUUAUGUCAGAAUGCUCAGGGAAGAGGCAGAAAUGCACAUCAGCUUCAAUAUCACGGUCGGUGUGGCUAAUUGGGCACUGCUGGCCGGUUAUCUCGUCAUCCCCGGCACGUUCACUUCACUGCAAACUUCAAACCAGGUCGAAAAGGCUUUGCAAGUCAACAAAGCCGGUCGUACCGUGCUGCAUACCAUCCAGAACCCUCCAUUACUCGGGAUUGCGUGCCUUCUUCUUGUGAGUGGCAUUGGAGCUCUCAUGUGGCUGAUGCACUUCCCAAAGCUCAGGAGAAACUACCUAUGGCUGGUCAAUAAACUCUUUGUGCCUCUAUGCUUGAAUGCUGCCGCCGGGCUGCUGACCACUGUCAUCAACGUGUCACUUCUGGCAAUCUACAAAUUCUACAAGUUGGAGGAGAUUAUAAAAGAAGAUGAGUAUAUCAGGCGUUUUCGAGCUGCGAUCUCAAAGUGA
Penicillium brevicompactum is the source of this 582-nucleotide messenger RNA. RefSeq lists its product as uncharacterized. The transcript is spliced from 3 exons. The record is from RefSeq and is a predicted model, not a curated record. The coding region runs from base 1 to 582 and encodes 193 amino acids. Lineage: Eukaryota; Fungi; Ascomycota; Eurotiomycetes; Eurotiales; Aspergillaceae.